AUGACUACUCAGCUUAACUCAUCGUGCGGUAGGGUCGAUAGCCGAGUGUGCCACUUUUUCUGGCGAUCAACGCUGAUAGCCUACCCCCUAUCACUGAUUGCACAAGCCGGAUCAGUGUGGACCUGUGUCGUUAUUGCGUUCGAUCGUUUCAUAGCUGUAUUUAGGGUUUGGGCUACUCCGCAAACGUCAACGACUGUUAUCUGCGGAGUGGCUCUUUUCAGUUUACUCUUCAAAUUGCCCGCCUUCUUCGAAAUUAUUCUCGACGACUCCGGUCAAAUCACGCCCUCAUCAUUACGGCUUGAUCCCACGUAUCAAUUAAUAUAUAUGACCUAUAUGUAUGUGAUAUUUAUUCUGCUGAUACCAUGGACGUGUAUUAUCGUGGUCAAUGCGAUCGUCAUUCAGAAGGUACGUGAAGCCUAUCGAACGCACAAACAGCUGACUCAAAGUAACACCCGGACGCGAAGGGACGUUGACGAGAGAAAGUGA
Messenger RNA from Cooperia oncophora, 486 nucleotides. Lineage: Eukaryota; Metazoa; Nematoda; Chromadorea; Rhabditida; Trichostrongylidae. The record is from the annotation of a GenBank genome assembly.